AUGAUGCGUGAGCCACCGCGCCCGGCCCGAAAAAAUCUUCUAGAUGACCCAAAGCUUGUGUGGCAGAGAGGGCGGCCGUGUGCUCUUUGUGCAGACUGGAGUCAGAGGAGUCACGCUAACUCUGUUCACAAUGGCAGAUGUUUUGUGCAGGCCGUGAGGCUGAUUGCGGAGGGCAAAGCUCCCAGAAUCCCCCAGCCCGAGGAAGGCGCCACCUACGAGGGGAUUCAGAAGAAGGAGACGGCCGUGGUGAACUGGGACCAGCCCGCAGAGGCCAUUCACAACUGGAUCCGCGGGAACGACAAGGUGCCGGGAGCCUGGACAGAGGCCUGUGGACAGAAGCUGACGUUUUUCAACUCGACCCUGAACACGUCGGGCGUGGUCCCCGAGGGAGAGGCUCUGCCCAUCCCGGGGGCCCACCGGCCGGGGGUGGUCACCAAAGCAGGGCUCAUCCUCUUCGGGAAUGACGACAGAAUGCUGCUGGUGAAGAACAUUCAGCUGGAGGAUGGCAAGAUGAUCCCGGCCUCGAACUUCUUCAAGGGAGCAGACAGCAGUGCCCUUGAGCUGACAGAGGAGGAGCUGGUCACCGCAGAGGCCGUGCGGAGCGCUUGGCAGCGGAUCCUGCCCAACAUCCUGCAGGUCGAAGACUCCACUGAUUUCUUCAAAUCAGGGGCUGCGUCGGUGGACGUAGUGAGGCUGGUGGAGGAAGUCAAGGAACUCUGUGAUGACCUGGAGCUGGAAAACGAGGAUGUUUACAUGGCAACCACCUUCGGGGACUUCAUCCAGCUGUUAGUGAGAAAACUGCGAGGGGACGAGGAUGACAGCCAGUGCGCCGUCCACUACGUGGAAAUGGCCGUCAACAAGCGGACGCUCCAGAUGCCCCACCAGCUCUUCAUUGGGGGGGCGUUCGUGGAUGCCGACGGCGGCAAGACGUACGAGACCAUCAACCCGACCGACGGAAGUGUCAUCUGCCAGGUGUCCCUGGCCCAGGUCAGCGACGUUGACAAGGCAGUGGCCGCGGCCAAGGAUGCCUUUGAGAAUGGACUGUGGGGGAAGAUCAGCGCGCGGGACCGGGGCCGGCUUCUGUACAGGUUGGCGGACCUCAUGGAGCAGCACCAGGAGGAACUGGCCACCAUCGAGGCCCUGGACGCCGGCGCCGUCUACACGCUGGCCCUGAAGACGCACGUGGGCAUGUCCAUCCAGACCUUCCGCUACUUCGCCGGCUGGUGCGACAAGAUCCAGGGCUCCACCAUCCCCAUCAACCAGGCCAGGCCCAACCGCAACCUCACCUUGACCAGGAAGGAACCUGUAGGGGUCUGCGGCAUCGUCAUCCCCUGGAACUACCCCCUGAUGAUGCUGUCCUGGAAGACAGCCGCCUGCCUGGCCGCGGGGAACACCGUGGUGAUCAAACCUGCCCAGGUGAGUGUGGGCCGCCCCGGGUGGGGCUCAUGGCUGCGGAGACCCUCAGGAACCUGCACCGGCCAGAGGUUUCCUCACCUAAUUCUGUCUACAAGAACAGACGGCUGGCCGGGCGCGGUGGCUCAGGCCUCGGGCCCCUGCCAGGGAGGGUGGGGCUGGGGCCAAGGUGCUGGGCCGGGGCUGGGCCUUGCUCUCUACAAUGAGCCUGCUCUGGGCCUCCCUCGGCCCCUCUGCCUGGGAGUCCUGGUGCCCCGGGCUCCCGGCCCCACACCCACCAUUCCUUUCAGCUGUGCCCUGAGCAACGUGAAGAAGGUGUCCCUGGAGCUGGGCGGGAAGUCCCCCCUCCUAAUCUUCGCGGACUGUGACCUCAGCAAGGCCGUGCAGAUGGGGAUGAGCUCUGUUUUCUUCAACAAAGGGGAGAACUGCAUCGCCGCCGGCCGGCUCUUUGUGGAGGACUCCAUUCACGACGAGUUUGUGCGGAGGGUGGUAAGUCCCGCCCCAGGGUCUGGGGGCGCUGCUGGCCCGCUGGGACGGCAGCCUGCCUCGGCUCUGUCCCUGCCGACUCUGCGAGCCGUAGCCUCCUUCCCCGCAGCGGCACGGCGAGAUCACGUAACAAAACAGGCCGGCGUGGGGAAGCCGCCCACCGGGGUCGGCGUCCGUCUGGAACGAGGCGCCCACGCGGUGGCCGGCGGGACCCAGGCUCCGGCCGGGCAGGGGAGGUUGGCCCGCUGGGGCCCGCGCCGUCCUGCAUGCCAUGGGGCCGUGUGUCCCCCCGCAGGUUUCUUCUUUGAGCCGACUGUUUUCACGGAUGUGGAAGACCACAUGUUUAUCGCCAAGGAAGAGUCCUUCGGGCCCGUCAUGAUCAUCUCCCGGUUCGCCGACGGGGACGUGGACGCCGUGUUGUCUCGGGCCAACGCCACCGAAUUCGGCCUGGCUUCUGGCGUCUUCACGAGGGACAUCAACAAAGCCCUGUACGUCAGCGACAAGCUCGAGGCAGGCACCGUGUUCGUCAACACCUACAACAAAACCGACGUGGCCGCUCCCUUCGGAGGAUUCAAGCAGUCCGGGUUCGGCAAAGACCUGGGAGAGGCAGCCCUGAACGAGUACCUGCGGGUCAAGACGGUGACCUUUGAGUACUAAAGGAAGGUCUCGGAGGUGCUGCCGCCUCCUGCUCACCUGCGGCCUGCCCCCCUCUGCUCCCAGCCCGGUGCGUAGCUCCUGCCGCUGCCCUGGUGGCGGGAGCCCCCCGCCUGCACCCCCACUGCGUCCCAGGCAGCGGCCCCUGGCGGGUGAGGGGUGACUCCCCGGAGAAUAAAGUUUCUGAGCGCAGGC
Propithecus coquereli (Coquerel's sifaka) is the source of this 2748-nucleotide messenger RNA. It is a transcript of the gene ALDH1L1, whose product is annotated as aldehyde dehydrogenase 1 family, member L1. Bases 1 to 2556 code for a protein of 851 amino acids. The record is from RefSeq and is a predicted model, not a curated record. Gene Ontology annotation, biological process: one-carbon metabolic process; 10-formyltetrahydrofolate catabolic process; biosynthetic process. Gene Ontology annotation, molecular function: aldehyde dehydrogenase (NAD+) activity; formyltetrahydrofolate dehydrogenase activity. The transcript is spliced from 18 exons. NCBI's taxonomy places the organism in Eukaryota, Metazoa, Chordata, Mammalia, Primates, Indriidae. Gene Ontology annotation, cellular component: cytoplasm.